CAGAGAGAGAGGUGAAUUCAACGGAUUGGAGCAGAUAGAGACAGAAAGAGGAAAAACACACUACAGAGGAGAAGUAAGCAAGUGCUCUCUCUUUCGAAUCUCUCUUCUCCAUUUUUGCAGAGGAAACCGCUUUCACUCUCCCACAAAGACACACUUUUGAAAUCUAGAAGGUAACUCAUUUUUAUGGCCAUUGCACUGAAAUCAUCUUGCUUCUUCCAAGUGAAGAAACCUGAGGCUGGUUUCCCGGUUUAUUUUUCCUCCAAGAAAGCUAUAAUCUCGGUGAAGAGAAACACUCCAGUGGCCGCUAUCAGGACCAUGGAAACAGUUGGGCUCUCUGAAACUUUCAGCAGGUUGAAAAAACAAGGCAAAGUGGCUUUCAUCCCAUACAUUACAGCUGGGGAUCCUGACCUUUCAACCACAGCAGAAGCACUAAAAGUGCUUGAUUCAUGUGGAUCUGACAUAAUCGAGUUAGGGGUUCCAUACUCUGAUCCUUUGGCAGAUGGUCCUGUUAUCCAGGCUGCUGCCACACGAUCUUUAGCAAGGGGGACCAAUUUUAAUGCGAUUAUUUCUAUGCUGAAGGAGGUUACUCCACAAUUAUCUUGUCCAGUUGCACUUUUUUCAUAUUACAAUCCAAUACUGAAACGUGGUACUGAUAAAUUUAUGUCCACCAUAAGAGACAGUGGCGUACAUGGGCUUGUAGUCCCAGAUGUUCCCCUAGAGGAGACAGAAAUUUUAAGGACAGAAGCUAAGAAGAAUGGAAUUGAACUGGUACUCCUAACAACACCCACUACUCCAAUAGACCGAAUGAAAGCCAUUGUUGAUGCUGCAGAAGGAUUUGUGUAUCUUGUAAGCUCAGUGGGGGUCACCGGAGCCCGAGCAUCUGUUAGUGAUAAAGUUCAGGCUCUUUUGCAAGAAAUUAAAGAGGCAACAUCAAAGCCUGUGGCAGUUGGUUUUGGAAUAUCAAAACCAGAGCAUGUGGAACAGGUAGCAGGAUGGGGAGCUGAUGGUGUGAUUGUUGGCAGUGCUAUGGUGAAGAUACUUGGUGAUGCCAAAUCUCCUCAAGAGGGAUUGAAAGAACUGGAAAACUUCACUCGCUCCUUAAAAUCAGCACUUCCUUGAAAUUCAACCUCAGAGGGCGCGAACUUCUAAUAGUUGUUUUCUUCAUACAGAUUAUGGAUUGAAUAAGGAUAUGAUAGUUUUUAUUUUUUUUAUGCUCAUCAUGUACUAAUACUAUGAUCAAGUUUUGUUCCUUUUGGAUUAUGGUGGGAACUGAUCUUCUUUACUUAAUUAAAUGUCCAUUAUGAGAUUCUUCUUA
This is a messenger RNA of Lotus japonicus, 1315 nucleotides long. Its product is annotated as tryptophan synthase alpha chain-like. The transcript has 10 exons. The record is from RefSeq and is a predicted model, not a curated record. Gene Ontology annotation, molecular function: tryptophan synthase activity. The coding region runs from base 184 to 1119 and encodes 311 amino acids. Gene Ontology annotation, biological process: L-tryptophan biosynthetic process. Gene Ontology annotation, cellular component: cytosol; chloroplast. Lineage: Eukaryota; Viridiplantae; Streptophyta; Magnoliopsida; Fabales; Fabaceae.